AUGCAAUCCGAAUACACUUUGCGAUGGCGAUACGUGAUGCAAUCCGAAUACACUUUGCGAUGGCGAUACGUGAUGCAAUCCGAAUACACUUGGAGAUGGCGAUACGUGAUACAAUCCGAAUACACUUGGCGAUGGCGAUACGUGAUGCAAUCCGAAUACACUUGGAGAUGGCGAUACGUGAUGCAAUCCGAAUACACUUGGAGAUGGCGAUACGUGAUGCAAUCCGAAUACACUUGGAGAUGGCGAUACGUGAUACAAUCCGAAUACACUUGGCGAUGGCGAUACGUGAUGCAAUUCGAAUACACUUGGAGAUGGCGAUACGUGAUGCAAUCCGAAUACACUUGGCGAUGGCGAUACGUGAUGCAAUCCGAAUACACUUGGCGAUGGCGAUACGUGAUACAAUCCGAAUACACUUGA
Messenger RNA from Dreissena polymorpha, 417 nucleotides. RefSeq lists its product as uncharacterized. Bases 1 to 417 code for a protein of 138 amino acids. The record is from RefSeq and is a predicted model, not a curated record. The transcript has a single exon. NCBI's taxonomy places the organism in Eukaryota, Metazoa, Mollusca, Bivalvia, Myida, Dreissenidae.